Messenger RNA from Ilex paraguariensis (yerba mate), 252 nucleotides. The record is from the annotation of a GenBank genome assembly. Lineage: Eukaryota; Viridiplantae; Streptophyta; Magnoliopsida; Aquifoliales; Aquifoliaceae.
AGGCCUCCAAUGGAAGAUUUUUCACUAAAGGAGACUAAACCCCACCACCUUGGUGGUGGGAAGAUCACCGGAGAUAAGCUCACAAGCACCUAUGACCUCGUUGAGCAAAUGCAAUACCUUUAUGUUCGGGUGGUUAAAGCCAAGGAUUUACCGGUGAAGGAUGUUACGGGUAGUUGUGACCCUUAUGUUGAAAUUAGGCUCGGAAACUAUAAGGGUACAACCCGACAUUUCGAGAAAAAAAUCAAAUCCUGA